Onychostoma macrolepis is the source of this 4686-nucleotide messenger RNA. It is a transcript of the gene panx2, whose product is annotated as pannexin 2. The transcript has 7 exons. The record is from RefSeq and is a predicted model, not a curated record. Gene Ontology annotation, molecular function: channel activity. Bases 702 to 2672 code for a protein of 656 amino acids. NCBI's taxonomy places the organism in Eukaryota, Metazoa, Chordata, Actinopteri, Cypriniformes, Cyprinidae. Gene Ontology annotation, biological process: positive regulation of interleukin-1 production; monoatomic cation transport.
UCUGUGUGGAGAUGAUGGUGUAAACCGGAGAAGUGUGUGAGGUUUGUCAGGGGAGGGUGAGAGGGAUGGCGAGAGGCGGAACAAACCGGUGUGUGUGCCCGGAUACACGCUGAAACGGCUCGCCCGCACUGCAGAUUAACUCUUCAGACGCCGGGGAUGCUCAACACUAAAGCACAAGUCACAACAUCCGCGUCCUUUGUUUUUUGGGGGGAUCUGUUGGACGAUGUGAGGAGAUCCUUCCUGGUGUUGAUGAUUUGAGCACAGGAUUCAGGCUCUGCGUGUUCCUCAGAAUAAUCGAGUAAUCUGACAGCCGCUAUGUGUCAUCCUAGCCAGAUGAUCCCGUGAUGGACAGCUCCUCGACUGAGCGUUUUUGCAGAAGUGGAAUAGAUAUGAUGAGAAAUUCAUCCCAGCUGUCAAUAUAAGCAACAAAUCAACUCUGAUUUUCCUCUCUUCAGUCUACCUCUGACAAGAUCAGCCAUCAAUAACCCAUCAACUCAGGCUGACCACAAAGCUUCCUUUGUGACUCUUAGAAGAUCCACUUCCAUCCUUCAAGUCAACACCUCUUACAUAUAACUCAUUAUAUUGUUGCAGGGAAAGGCCCUCAGCCAAUCCAGUGGCUGACGGGUUGGGAGAAGGAGGAGGAGCUUCAAGUCCCAUCAGGAGUGUUGUGAGGUUAGUGGCGAGCGGGCUGCUGGUGCCGAAUGCAGAACAUCUUCGAGCAGAACUUGGACAUGGCCACGGCUCUGCUUGCGGGUGAGAAGCUGAAGGAGUUGAUCCUGCCGGGUUCCACACAGGAUGAGAAGGGCGGUGUGCUGGCGGGUCUCAUGGUGCAGCUCAAAUUAGAGUUGCCCUUUGACCGGGUCGUCACAAUAGGAACUGUCAUCAUCCCUAUACUGCUGGUCACAUUAGUUUUCACAAGGAACUUUGCAGAGGAGUCUAUAUAUUGCUACACCCCACACAACUUCACACGCGACCAGGCUCUGUAUGCCAGAGGCUACUGCUGGACAGAGCUUCGAGAUGCAGUGCCUGGCGUCGACCCCCAGCUUCGGCCUUCCCUGCUCGAGCACAAGUUUCUGCCCUACGCUCUGCUGGCCUUUGCAGGCAUCAUGUACAUACCUGCUCUGGGAUGGGAGUUCCUGGCCUCCACUCGGCUCACCUCCGAACUCAACUUCCUCCUUCAAGAGAUCGACAACUGCUACCACAGGGCAGCCGAGGGCAGAGCGCCCAAGAUUGAGAAGCAGAUCCAGUCCAAGGGGCCGGGGAUUACGGAACGUGAGCGCCGAGAGAUCAUCGAGAACGCAGAGAAGGAGAAGAGCCCCGAGCAGAACCUGUUUGAGAAGUAUCUUGAGCGCCGCGGGCAGAGUAACUUUCUGGCUAAGCUGUAUCUGGCACGACAUUUAGCCAUCAUCUGCCUCAGCUCAAUACCCAUAACGUACCUGAGCACCUACUACGCCCGUCAGAGGCAGAACGAGUUCACUUGUGCGCUUGGCGAGCCGCCGGACACUAGCAGCAUCCCUGAACUGCGGCUAAAUGUUAACUGCAAGCUACCAGCCGUGCAGCUCCAACGCAUUAUGGCCGCAGUGGACAUCUCUUUGCUGUGUUCUGUGAACCUCAUUAUCCUUGUGAACUUGCUGCAUUUGUUUGUAGUGCGUAAGUCAAAUUUCGUCUUUGACAAGCUGCACAAGGUUGGCAUUAAAACACGCCGUCGCUGGCAGAAGUCACAGUUUUGUGACAUUAACAUUCUGGCCAUGUUCUGUAAUGAAAACAGAGACCACAUUAAGUCUCUCAACAGACUGGACUUUAUCACCAACGAGAGUGACCUCAUGUAUGAUAAUGUUGUGCGGCAGCUGCUGGCAGCGUUGGCUCAAUCCAACCACGACGCCACUCCAACUAUGAGAGACUCUGGGAUCCAGACUGUUGACCCCAGUAUGGACCCCUCAGUGAUUGGUGUGGGAGAAUUGGGAGGAGAGCCCUUAGUAAUCAAAAGACCGCGCAAGAAGAUCAAGUGGAUCCCCACAUCUAACCCUCUGCCACAGCCUUUUAAGGAACCCUUAACUCUAAACAGACUGGAUAACAGCAUAAAAGCAGAGAAACCUAAACCAGUCCGAAGGAAGAAUGUAGCAGAUAGCAUUAUUGCUCCACUUCUGGACAGCAAGAGCACACAACAUCCUCCUACUAACAAAGCUGCAGAAACAUAUAAUAUAGAGAAGAAACACACUCUUAACCUCUCGCUGGAUGUUCAUCCUUUCAUGCUAACCAUCCAGAAAGCGAAAACAGAAACGGUCAAUCCUGAGCCACCCCCUGUUGUUGAGCACUCUCUCAGUAAUGUGUAUAUUGAGGGUCCACAUACAGUUGUACAUGUCUCAUCUUCUCUUACUGAGAAGAAAGAGUCUCCUCCACUGUCCACCACCACUGCCUUCUCCACAGCCACCCUCUCCACAGCAUCAUAUAUGAAUGGCGGAUCGCCCAGCUUGCCUCCUCCAGACUUCCCGAAGGUCGAAGAUCCUCUCAACCAGGGGACGGAGCCUGAGAGCCAGCCCGGGCCUUUUAGUCGAAACCCCUCACACCCGCUGCUGAGCAUCCAUCACACCUUGUAUGAGGACGAGGAGGAGCAAAACAGAAGGGACAGACUAGCCAGACCGGGCGAGUUGAUUGCUGCUGGAGAGUGUUGAAGGAAAAUGCAGAUAAACACCUGCACACACACUCACACACAAAUGCAAAAGCACUUAGAAUAUGAACUGAAGCACAAAGAAAUAUGCUGGUUUUUAGGGUUAUGUUAAUGGUUAUGCCAUUAAGGGUGGAGCUCAGAUUAUUUCAUUUUCAGAGAUGAAGAUUAUGGGACAUUGGUGCAGCCAAUGUUUAACAUAUUUUAUACUCUUAAAGGUUAAAAGAAAUUAUUUUUAGUUAUGUUAAACUGGAGUUUUCAGUUACUGGUGUAUUAGUAAAAACACUAUUCAUUUUUAAUAUUAAGUGCACCUUUCAAAAUCAUCUCCCAGCCUUACAUCCACAUACUCGGACGUGUGUAGUUUGAGGGGGAAAAAAAUCACCCAUGACCUUAGUGCUCACCUUAUGGGUUAAUGAAUUCCUUAUGACAUUCCAAAUGAAGGCAAGGCACAUCAGAAUUUUGCACAAAGCAUCAUUUGUUCCUGUAUCAUCAAUUUCCACAUGGUUUGGUGUUUGGUGUUUUUUUUUUUUGCAAUCAGCGUCUGUUUCAUAUAGAUGUCUUGAGGUAUCCAACGCAAUACAUGUAUUCUUAAAAUAUGCAACCUCAUGUCUUAUUGUCGCAAUAAUAUGCACAUUAGGAAUGUAUAUACUGAGGUGUACAGAAAAAAACUGAUAAUAUGAGAGAUUUUAGAAAAAGACUGUCACAUGGCGUGUUCAUCCACACACCUCUGGUGCACUUAUUCAAUGAGACUGUAUCAUUCUGGGUCUUUGGGUCAAGUGCUUAAAGACAUUCAACUCUGGAUCAUCCGUCAGAAGAAAUAUGGAUCCUUAUACCAGCUUUUUUGAACAGACAGAGUUGUGACGGAAAGAUUUCAGCGGGACAUUUUCAAACUAAAGAGGAUUCAUAAAACAUGCUUUUGAUACCUAAAUCACCAUCAACCACAGUUUGUGUGUUAUUCCACCUUUGUAAAUCCUAGUUAAAACCUUUGAUAUUCACUUAUGCAUUUUGUGGUGAAGUAUAACAAAUACCCUGCCAAAAUACACUUUUAUGAUUGUGAGUGAAUACAAGAAGCGCACAUUUAGAAUCCAAGAGCACCUCUAACCACAAGGCAUGAGAUUGAUAUUAGAGAUAGCUGCUGCAGCUCACUGUUUUUCUAGCACAUAUCAUGCAUCCAAGUGCAAUAUUUUGAUAAUGAUAGUGUGAUACAGGGAACAUGAAUGACAGUACCAUUAGAGGGGAAGGAACCACACCUGAUUUUCCAGGCUUGAAUUUUUUAGAUGUGAAUAUAAUUUGAUGGUAUCAUGGGUGCUAAUCUCAAACUUGAAAAUCUUAAUGGCAUACAGUCUUUGAGCCAACAUGUUAAAAUGGGGUUAGACAAGGUAUUUCAUGGCCAUGUUACCUUAUUUGUUUUGUUCUUGCAUUUAGGGGAAACAUUGUAAAUGAAUAUUUGUUUUGUAGCACCAUUUCAAUUUUUUUAUUUUUUAUUUAUUUAUUUAUUUUUUUUGUCUAUCACAAAUGUUUGUGUUUAAUGUGAGUAUAUUUAUGGAACUGCAGCAUUUCAACCGAGUAACCUGCUUAGAGAAAUAAAUUAAUCUAUGCUAAAAAGAGAAAAUGUUAGAUUAUCACGAGUUGUAUACUGCAUGUUACAUCAUUUACGUGAGUUUGAAUCACCUAGUCUUGUCAGCCCUUUAUCUUUUUUAGCCUCUCUCUAAUGUGUAUGUUUGAUGAGAUAUUUCUGUUAUAGGUGAAUCUCAGAAAAAAAGUGUAUAAAGUUCACAAUGUUGUAAGAUGCUGUAAGCAAUUUUUAAUAUCAUGCAUAAAAUGCUUACUACCUCACAAAAACACUGAAACAAGUAUGAUGAGAAAUCCCACCUGUCUCUGUAACAGUCCUAUAUAAGCUCUGUUAACAGAUUUCAGAGGAGCAGCCAUGCUUUUUGGCCAAACAGAAACACCUUGGCUAUGAAUACUUUUUUUUUUUUUUUUUUGCGUUUGGGCUUGCUCAUUGGUUGACGGCGGCCAUC